AUGGAUGACAGUGGACAUCGCGAAAAUGGAAGGUAUAAACCACCUUUGAGUCAGUGGUUCAUGCAGCAUCAGCCAUCAAUGAAACAGAUAAUGGCCAUUAUGGCUGAAAGAGAUGCUGCAGUCCAAGAAAGAAAUUUAGCUCUCUCUGAAAAAAAGGUUGCCUUGGCAGAGCGAGAUAUGGCUAUCCUACAACGAGAUCAAGCAAUAGCAGAACGGAAUAAUGCCAUAAUAAAACGCGACAACGCUAUUGCUACCCUUCAGUAUCGGGAAAAUGCCACGAACAACAGUAAUAUGUCGCAAUGUCCACCAGGAUGCCAAGUUGCUCAUGGGGUGAAACACAUACACCAUCCUCAGCAGCAUAUACAUCAUCAGUCCAACAUAGGGGAAGCUCCAUUCACGUCGGGGGAAACUCAUCUGCCUGACACCAUUCCAUUGCCCCCAGUUGCUCCCGAGCCUGAAAAAUCCCAUCGUACAAAACGUAGAAAGGAGGCAAAGGCUACUACCUCUAUAAAGAAGACUUCAACAUCCUUGAAGAAGGUUAAACAAGGUGGUGAGGACCUGAAUAAAACAAUGUUCGGAAAAUCACAGGACUGGAAAAACGAGCAGGAUAUUGAUGGUGAUGCUGAUGACCUUAACAGGCAAAUGGUUGUAUCGAAACCAAAUUGGAAAGAUCAGGACCUGGGGCUGAACCAGGUUGCAUUUGACGAGUCGACCAUGCCGGUUCCCGUCUGCUCGUGCACUGGGGUUCUAAGGCCUUGUUAUAAAUGGGGAAAUGGAGGUUGGCAAUCUUCCUGUUGUACAACCUCUUUGUCAAUAUAUCCACUGCCAGCAGUGCCUAACAAGCGCCAUAGUAGAGUUGGUGGUCGGAAAAUGAGUGGAGGUGCAUUUAACAAGCUGCUCAGUCGACUUGCUGGGGAAGGUCAUGAUCUGUCGAGUCCAGUUGAUCUUAGAAAUCACUGGGCAAAGCAUGGCACUAAUCGCUACAUCACCAUCAAAUAA
Molecule: messenger RNA, 999 nt
Organism: Fraxinus pennsylvanica
Lineage: Eukaryota; Viridiplantae; Streptophyta; Magnoliopsida; Lamiales; Oleaceae
Source: the annotation of a GenBank genome assembly